Nothoprocta perdicaria is the source of this 1476-nucleotide messenger RNA. Its product is annotated as aryl hydrocarbon receptor-like. The record is from RefSeq and is a predicted model, not a curated record. Lineage: Eukaryota; Metazoa; Chordata; Aves; Tinamiformes; Tinamidae. Gene Ontology annotation, cellular component: nucleus; aryl hydrocarbon receptor complex. The coding region runs from base 24 to 1187 and encodes 387 amino acids. Gene Ontology annotation, molecular function: protein dimerization activity; transcription cis-regulatory region binding; nuclear receptor activity. Gene Ontology annotation, biological process: regulation of transcription by RNA polymerase II. The transcript is spliced from 9 exons.
CCGGUGCUGUGGCCGCUGCUGACAUGUAUGCCCGGAGGAAGAGGAAGAAGCCAAUGCCCAAGAGCCCCAAAACACCACCCUUUGAAGUUGUGAAGUCCACUCCCUCCAAACGGCAUCGAGACCGAUUCAACCUGGAGCUGAACAAGCUGACCAGCCUGUUGCCCUUCCCCGAAGAGGUGCACACCAGGCUYGAUAAGCUCUCCAUCCUUCGACUGGCCGUGGGAUACCUGAAGCUGAAGAGCUACUUCAUGGCUACUGGGAUGGAUGUUGGCAGCCAGGGGCUGGAUCAGCCCAAGGCAGCAGGAGAGAAUGGAUGGACACGUCUGCAAGCCAACAGGGCGUCCUUUCCUGAAGGGGAUCUGCUGCUCCAGGCUCUCAAUGGAUUUGUCCUCACUGUGACCGGAGAUGGCAACAUCUUCUAUGUCUCCCCUACAGUGCAGGACUUCCUGGGGUUUCAUCAGUCAGACCUCAUCAACCAGAGUGUUUAUGAACUGAUCCACAUAGAUGACAGAGCCACCUUCCACUGCCAGCUCCACUGGGCCUUGAACCCCCCCACACCCCACAGGGCCGAGUGCUCUGCCGAUGUCCUGCCUAUUGACCAGAGUUUGCCAGCUGAACCUGAUGCCACGUACAGCCCCCAGCACCUCCCCCUUGAGGACAUCUGCCACACGGAGAGGAGGUUCACCUGCCGUUUCCGCUGCUUGCUGGAUAACUCCUCAGGAUUUCUGGCCUUAAAUUUCUACGGACGGUUGAAAUUGCUUCACGAGCUGCAGAAGAGGGCAUGCAGCAGGUCCCCGGUGCCUCCCCAGCUGGCUCUCUUUGCCAUUGCAACUCCUCUCCAGUCACUCUCGAUCCUGCAGCUUCACACCAAAAUGUUCAUCUUCGAGACAAAGCACAAGCUGGACUUUACUACAACUGCCUGUGAUUCCAGGGGGCAGAUGGUGCUGGGCUAUACAGAGACAGAGCUGUGUAUCUGGGGAUCCGGUUACCAGCUUGUGCAUGUGGCUGACGUGAUGUACUGCGCCGAGAAGCACAUGAGAAUAAUGAAGACGGGGGAGAGCGGCCUGACAGUUUUCAGGCUGCUGACCAAGAAGGGUGGCUGGAUCUGGGUCCAGGCCGAUGCCAGGCUGGUUUACAAAGGAGGUCAACCUGACUGCAUCAUCUCCAGACAACGAGUCCUCUCGUGAGUAUCACUGGCUUCGGGGCUCGUCUCACCUUCUCCUCACUCCUUGCAGGCCAGAGGGGUGCAUGGGAGUCGAUUUUCCUCAUGGUACCAGGAGGCAAUGCAGUUGGAGGAAAGUGUGGCUGGGCUGUAUGUCCAGCAUCUUCCUCUGUGUAUGCCUUCUUGCGGGAGAGAGACACGGGUCUGCUGGAGCUCAGGACUGGAAAUGCUGUCAUUAAAGCAGCUGUAGGAAGGUUGUUACAGACACAAUUGUUUCUGCAUCGUGGGAGCCUUGUGCAUGCAGCCUUCCCCAA